Molecule: messenger RNA, 1873 nt
Organism: Oryza sativa Japonica Group (Japanese rice)
Lineage: Eukaryota; Viridiplantae; Streptophyta; Magnoliopsida; Poales; Poaceae
Product: cyanidin 3-O-rutinoside 5-O-glucosyltransferase
Molecular function (GO): quercetin 7-O-glucosyltransferase activity; quercetin 3-O-glucosyltransferase activity
Source: RefSeq, a predicted model, not a curated record
AAUCAACACACAAAUGGAUAAAGAUUUAGAUAAGGCACCAGCUCAAAAGCUGAAAAAGCUAGUAGUACACUUCACUGCACAAAGUAGAGAUAAUCUUCUCCAUCUCGUCGCCUACUUUAAUGGUGCGCGAACCGUGUCGAGUCGCCUCGCCGUCGCCGCCACUCCACAACUAUUCGUCCGAGCAACCGAGCAAGCAAGCAGCAGCUAGCUCGCCGAUCAUGGCGGCGGCGAUGGCGCGGCGGCAGCAGGCGCACUUCCUCAUCGUCACGUACCCGUCGCAGGGCCACGUCACGCCGGCGCGCCACCUCGCGCGCCGGCUCGUCCACGGCGCCGGCGUGCGCGCCACCGUCUGCGUCCCCGUCUCCGCGUUCCGCAAGAUGUUCCCCGCGGACGACGGCGAGGUGGUGGUGGAGGAGGAGGGUGGUGCGGUGGCGUACGCGGCGUACUCCGACGGCUACGACGGCGGGUUCGACCGGGCGGUGGACGACCACACGCGGUACAUGGCGCAGCUGAGCACGGUGGGCGCGCGCACGGUGGCCGGCGUGCUCCGGCGGCUGCGCGGCGAGGGGAGGCCCGUCACGUGCGCCGUGUACACGCUGCUCCUGCCGUGGGUGGCCGGCGUCGCGCGCGACCACGGCGUGGGCGCCGUCGCCGUGUUCUGGAUCCAGCCGACCACCGCGCUCGCCGCGUACUACCACUACUUCCGCGGCGGGCGCGACGCCGUCGUGGCGGCGGCCGCGUCGGGGGACGCGUCCGCCGAGGUGAACCUCCUCCCGGGGCUCCCGCCGCUGCGCGUCCGCGACAUCCCGUCCUUCCUCGCCAUCACCUCCGACGACGACCCCUUCGCCUUCGUGCUCUCCGAGUUCGCCGAGCUCAUCGACACGCUCGAACGCGGUGGCGGCGGCGGUGGCGAGCUCCCGACGUACGUCCUCGCCAACACGUUCGACGCCAUGGAGCGCGACGCGCUCGCGUCGCUCAGGCCACACAUCGACGUCGUCGCCGUCGGCCCGGUGCUCUCCUUCCUGCACGACGCCGACGAAACCAAGACCGCCUCGUCUCCCAACGACCUGUUCGACCACGACGGCGGCGGCUACCUCGACUGGCUCGGCACAAAGCCGGCCAGGUCGGUGGUGUACAUCUCGUUCGGGAGCUCGUCGGUGAUGAGCAAGAACCAGGUCGCCGAGAUCGCCGCCGCCAUGGCGGAGUCCAAGAAACCAUUCCUGUGGGUGAUACGCAAGGACAACUGCAAGGACGACGACGACGACAACGAGGCCAUCAAGAAGCUCGUCGCGGCGGCGGCGGCGGCGGACACGGGCGGCGGCGGGAUGGCGGUGGAGUGGUGCGACCAGGCGCGCGUGCUGUCCCACGCGUCGGUGGGGUGCUUCGUGACGCACUGCGGGUGGAACUCGACGGUGGAGGCGGUGGCGUGCGGGGUGCCGGUGGUGGCGGCGCCGCAGUACUCCGACCAGGGCACCAGCGCGUGGGUGGUGGAGCGGAUCGGGGUCGGCGUCCGCGCCGCCGCGCGCGCGGGGGACGGCGUCGUGGAGGCGGCGGAGCUGGGGAGGUGCGUGGGCGCCGCCAUGUCGGAGGCCGUGGCGGGGCGCGCCGCGGCGUGGAGGGAGGAGGCGCGCGCCGCCGUGGCACGCGGCGGCGCGUCGGAGAGGAACCUGAGUGAGUUUGUGAGACGAUUUGUUCCCAAAUAAUUAAUUCCAAUUUUGUACUCUACUAGCUUGGAUAGAAUAAUUGGUAUACCAAUAAUGAAGAGAUUAUUACUAUAUUGUAAUUAAUUAAGUGUGUACUCCGUAUUAUUGGAGCACAUGGUUUUUGCACUACAAAUUAAUACUAAAAUAAAAUGCAUGAUAUUUGGAAUAAA